Moneuplotes crassus is the source of this 1657-nucleotide messenger RNA. The record is from the annotation of a GenBank genome assembly. Lineage: Eukaryota; Ciliophora; Spirotrichea; Euplotida; Euplotidae.
UUAAAUAUGAAUUUCAGAACAAGCAAACUAUCCGUCAAAAACCGACUCAAAAGAUCCCGAGAGUUUCAGAAAUUUGUUAACCAAAACAUCUCCCAUUUUCGAAAGAAAGGCUCCAUUAAAACUAGUGAUAUCGUCAAGAGCUCACUUGAUAAGGAAUACCUCUCUUCGCUUCUUAUUGAGAGGAAACCUAGUAAAAAUAGCAAAUAAAUACGGUCUCAAGAAUAUGACUUUGGAGAGUAUCGGAGUCCAAAGCGUAAAAUCUCAUUACAAAAAUGACUCAUUCAUGAACCAUAAGAGUAAGCUGAGCAAAUCUGGGAGACCUUCACCUCCCAAAUCUGAGAAUAGGAAUUAUCAAGAUGAUCACAAGGAAACUGAUCUUGAGACAAUUUUCCAUGAAAAACCCCUGCCGAUGAUCUACUAUCCCAACAUGAGCUUAGAAAAUGACGGCCAUGAAAGGUUGUUCAACGAUAAAUAAACUAGAAAGUGUCACAUCUAGUAAUUGGAACUCUUUUGUAGGUGUCAUAAAACCUCCAAAUCCUCGAGAAGAGCCAUACAUCAACGUCUCAGAUCAAAAAUUCAGAGAAAAUAGAGCGUCUACUUCCCAUGUCAGAGGCAAAAAGAGGUUCCAAAAUAGUAGAGGAAGAAAUAAGGGAUUAAUGAUAAAAAUAAACGAGAACUCUGUAAUCGCUCAAAGUCAAAAGCCUUCAUUCUCAACCACAAUGCACAAAAAUUCAACAAACCACAAAGCUGCUAGCUCCGUCCUCAGCAACAGAAGGAUGAUUAAGCUAGAAAAUACCUACAAAAAAUUACUAAAUGAGACCUUUAGACACAAAAUCAGUACCAAAAAGGCUUUAAAAAUCUCAAAGUCCCAACAAAGAAUACCCAAAGAGAGCAAGGAUCUAGACAACUUCUACCGCACAAUGAAAGAGAGGAAGGAACUCAGCGUAAGCAAGGCUAAGGAGAAUAACGAAAAGUUCUUGCAUGAAUUCCAAUCUAAAAUGAAACAAAACUAUGUCCCCAAAAGUCGUAACAAAAGAUCAAGGAUCUCAAACAUCAGGUUCAAUCUCACUGAGGGCGAAUGGAAAAAUAGUAGUUUUAUGAAGAACUCUUACCUUGGGUCUCAAGAGGACACAAGGUAUUCAACCAAGCCUGAACAGAGAAAGCCAAGUCUUGGAUGGGCAACAACAGCCCCUGCUAAAUAUCCCAUUCCUAAAACAUCCAAAAAGAGGGUAAAUCAGAUUCUAAAUCCAUGAAUUAACCCUGGCGAUGGACUGAUGGAUAAAUACCAGCAAUUCAAACAUCAAGCUGAACGGAAAUACGUUAUUAGGACAAAGAAUGAGGUUACCCAGAUAAAGGAAGGAAAAUACCAAAAGGAAAUGGUCAACUAUUAUCUAAACAAGAAGACUGAUCAAAUAAAUUCUCAUUUCACUUACUGAAUAGAACGCAUCCUCAAAGUUCAAUACAAGGGAUAUCUCAGAGAUAUAGAGAAAAUAGGCAGAUAUCAGAAAGAGAUCAGCCAGGCUACUGCUGGUAACAGGUUUGGCCGCAAGAAAAUUGCCAUUGAAAUGCACAGAAUUGAGAAAAGACUCCAAAAUUACAAGCAACAUGCUCCAUUCCACUUAACUUAAAUUUGAAAUAUUUUUCAACAACUAUACAG